Adineta steineri is the source of this 312-nucleotide messenger RNA. NCBI's taxonomy places the organism in Eukaryota, Metazoa, Rotifera, Eurotatoria, Adinetida, Adinetidae. The record is from the annotation of a GenBank genome assembly.
AUGGCUUAUAACACAUUAGUCGGAUCAGCAUUGAUUAUUUUGGCAUUGAGCAUGUGGCAUUGUCAGGCUGGUACUAUUACAUGCCUACAACCCGGUCGUGUUUACCAAUGCCCAGCAGAUAAUUGUACGGUAGUUGGCUUCGUUCGGGCAGAGCAGGAUUAUCCAUGUGAUUGCUAUGUUCUCAGAAGACCGAUUCAAAAUGCUGUUACCGAAAAUCCAAGAUGGUAUCAUGCCAGUUUACCAAGUGGCAGAACUGGUUAUGUCAACGCUUUCUUUUGUGCAGGCGUUGUCCCUCAUUGUAAGAUGCGCUAA